This is a messenger RNA of Symbiodinium sp. CCMP2456, 2190 nucleotides long. The record is from the annotation of a GenBank genome assembly. NCBI's taxonomy places the organism in Eukaryota, Dinophyceae, Suessiales, Symbiodiniaceae.
AUGCACGAUUCUGCAGACUGGAUGUCUGACGUGGAAAGCGAUGAGCUUCCAGGGAUGGAACCCGGGUCACCUUCCCUCGACCCGGCACAGGUUAGCGCCGUUCGGCGAGGCCUUGGCUCCUGGUUAUUGCGCGUUGCUUCAUUCCAGGAGGUGGAGACAAUCCAACUCAGCACCAGGUGGCUUGAUGCCAGCUCCGCAGCAGAAGUCAACCGAGUGCUAGACAACCUGCUACUGAAAGAUCCCGAAGCUGGAUGGGUAACUUGUGCAUCCGAGAAUGAGCUUUGCAAGUGUGCCAGCGGCCACGUGCGCUACGGCCAUCGACAAAAGGGUUGGUACACAAAGAAGGGUAAGGAGGAGAUCGCCUGCUUGCUCGACAAAUUCGGCAAGACAGACAUGGCCUACGGCAUGCUGAAGACAUGCCAAUGCCACGACCCACCUCAUCGUGAAGUUGGAGUGGAAGACCUUGCGGCACUGGUCCAGCUGCCAUCAGAUCCAGGAGGCCGAAAUGAAGCUGGUGCUGCUCCAGGCACCCUCUGGAAGGUCAUCGAUGGCUUAGUAGCAUGGAUCGAGAAGGCCGACUCGCCACAGCUCUUGGCACUGUCCCGGGUUUACCAGUGGAUGGAAGGUAGCGGCGGCUUCUCAAAGAUUGGGGCAGCAAUUGCCAAAGCUGCAACAAAGGCCACCCUUGCUGGAAAGACGUGCGAGGAUGGCUCCAAGGCCGAACUGAAGAGAUGCCCGCAGUACUCGCUGGAGCUUUGUCCGGCUGCUUGUGGGAAGCACCUCGAUCUCCAAAAGCAGAAGUGGAGGGCUGGGCCACCAAAGGGAAUUACAGAAGAGUGUCGCUCGUCCGGGGUGGCCCAGCUUUGGUCGUGUGACCGCACCUCCUCGAGAGUGCCAGGGGAGGGGCACGCGCAUGCAACGGCCCAGCACAUUCUGGACCAGAGCCUCCAGGCAAUGUGCGAGGAGACAGCCCUGCAACCUCUAUGGCAGACAUUCUUGGAUUGUGAUUUCUUGGACCAGUACCUCAGAUGGACCUCCGAAUCUGGCUGGGUGGAGGAAGCCUUCGUGACAUACGUCGCUGGAGUGCAGGAUUCCAUCUAUGCCCUGCAGGCUACCAACCUUGUCCGCUCAAUUGACCUCUUCUCCUCGAAGCCGGUUAUCGUGGUGGUCUUCGACGAGCAGUAUAUCCCACCAUGGCAGUGGCGGCACUUCCCCAACGUAAUCGUGUACAAGAUGCUGCCUCUGCCAGGAAAAGCUGUUUCCUUCAACUUCAACAAGCUCCGUGCCAUGAUUGCUUCGCGAACCCUAGUGGCUGUUCAGCUGGACACCGAUCAGCUGAUUGCGCCAGAGGUGGAGAGGAUGUUUGCCGCUUCUCGUCGCGAGAUCCACUCGCACUACCCAUGGCCGAUGCUGCCAGUCCACUGGAUGUCGAGAGAUGCCAAGAAAGGAGAGCUUUACUCCGAUAUGAACUUCGAAGGGUGGGCUGGCCAAAGGACUAUGAGGUGGGGUCAUGCUCACCCGACAUGGACAUACUGGGCCUUACCCUUUCUAGCUGAUCUCCUCCACGAGAGGUUUGUCGCUGGUUUCAAGACCAAGGCGAAGGCCGGGAGCAUCCAGGUGUGGGACCUGAACGCAGCAUCCUCCGACGGACUUCUGGCCGUUAUCGAGGAUCGAAAGAAAUCCCCUCGACAGGUCAAGUAUGGGUCGUUUAUGAUGGAGGACGAGGACAUGCUCAAUGUCGGACUGUGGCGUGACAAGGCCACCAAGGAGUGGUGCAAGUUCGACUUGGAAUGGGCUUUGUUCAAGGAGAGAUGGCAGCUGGAUCCGAAACCUAUGCAAGACUCCAAGUGGUAUCCGGACGGUGUGCCAGUCGUGUACCUGUCCAUGCACAACACGAAGCAGUUCGAGGUGACGGAUUGGCUUCUGUCUUGGUUUGCGCGAUGCCACAGCUUCAAGCCAGCCAAGUGUUCAACCUCAGGCAAGGCACCGCCUCCUCAAUGUCAGGAGGAUUCGUCGGCAGAGCGGAAGCUCAGACGACGUCCGCACCAGUAUGUGGAAGACAUGUGCUGCUGCAUGGAGCCCCGCCUGAGCAAAUGGAUCUAUUGGGGCGGCAAAUGGUUUGACAAUGGACAGGCGGUGCCAGGCAAAAUGCCGGGCAUGCAGAAGAACAGAACCUGCACUCUGCCCUGA